UUCCUCUCUAGUCGUCUGGAGCAGAAUGGGAUCAAGUCAGUUCCUCCUGGAACCUUCUCUCCAUACAAGAAGCUGCGCAGGAUAGAUCUCAGUAAUAACCAAAUAUCAGAAAUAGCUCCUGAUGCUUUCCAGGGUCUGAGAUCCCUCAACUCACUAGUCCUAUAUGGGAAUAAGAUCACGGAGCUUCCCAAAGGAGUGUUCGACGGACUAUAUGCCCUGCAACUACUGUUGUUGAAUGCCAAUAAGAUCCACUGUGUUCGGGCCAAUGCCUUCACAGACCUGCAGAAUCUCUCUCUACUGUCUCUGUAUGACAACAAGAUACAGACUGUGGCCAAGGGCACCUUCGCAUCUCUCAGAGCUAUACAGACGCUAAUGUUGAGGAACAACAAGAUCAGCUGUAUCCAUAACAACAGCUUCACUGGCCUGUACAACGUUCGCCUGCUGUCUCUCUAUGACAACCAGCUAACUACCAUCACCCCUGGAGCCUUCGACACCCUGCAAACACUGUCUACACUUAACCUCCUUGCUAACUCCUUCAACUGUGACUGUCGUCUGGCCUGGCUUGGUGAUUGGCUGAGAAGCAGGAAGAUCGUCACGGGCAACCCUCGAUGCCAGCGCCCCGCCUUCCUCAAGGAGAUCCCACUACAGGACGUGGCAGUGCCUGACUUCCGCUGUGAAGAGGGUGUGGAGGAGACGAGCUGUGUGCCCAGGCCUCAGUGUCCCAGUGAGUGUACUUGUCUGGAGACCGUAGUACGCUGCAGUAACAAACACCUCCGUGCGCUGCCCAAAGGCAUCCCCAGAAACGUCACCGAGCUGUCUCUCCAUGGCAACGAGAUCUCCGAGCUUCCUGACGGCAUCUUCAGUGACGUGGCCUCUCUGUCUCACCUGGCAAUUGGUGCCAACCCUCUGUACUGUGACUGCCGUUUACGCUGGCUGUCUGAUUGGGUGAAGACGGGAUACAAGGAGCCUGGCAUCGCCCGCUGUGCCGGACCGACGGGCAUGGAGGGCAAGCUGCUGCUCACCACCCCUGCCAAGAAGUUUGAGUGCCACGGUGAGGUGGACAGUGGCGUCCUGGCCAAGUGUAACCCGUGCCUGUCCAGUCCGUGUGUCAACCAGGGGAUCUGUCACAGUGAUCUGGUGGAGAUUUACAGGUGCAGCUGUCCUCCUGGAUUCAAGGGUAGGAACUGUGAGACUGCUCUGAACGUCUGUGUCAGUAACCCCUGUGCCAAUGGGGGCACCUGCCAACUAAACGAGGAGGAGGAGGAGGCAUACAGCUGUGCCUGUCCCCUUGGUUUUGAAGGUCCUACCUGCCAGACCAACAUGGAUGACUGUGAAGAUAACGACUGUGAAAACGGAGCUAACUGUGUAGAUGGUGUCAACAACUAUACCUGCCUCUGUCCUCCUUACUACACCGGGGAGAUGUGUGAGGAGAUGGAGGAUGUGUGUGCUCCAGGUGUCAGUCCGUGUCAACACCAGUCUACCUGUCUCAUCAGCUCUACUGGACCUCAAACCAACAUCUCCCUUCUUCCUCCUAUCUCUCCUCCCCCUCCUAUCCUCCAUCUCUCAGGUAUGCCYGUGGACGUCCACUCGGCGGCCUUCCGGCUCUGGCAGAUCCAGAAUGGCUCCAGUUUCCACGGCUGCAUCCAGAACCUGUAUAUCAACAAUGAGCUGCAGGACUUCACUAAGACCCAGAUGAAGCCGGGCGUGGUGCCGGGCUGUGAACCUUGUAGGAAGAUCUACUGCCUGCAUGGUAUCUGCCAGCCGGACGGGGCACAGGGACCAGUCUGCCACUGCCAGCCGGGCUGGAACGGACCACACUGUGACCAGCCGGCCACCAACCCAUGCCAGGGCAGCAAGUGUGUGCAUGGCAAGUGUAUUCCCCUGGACCUGCAGUCGUACCGCUGUGAGUGUGUGGAGGGUUACCGUGGUGCCCUGUGUAACCAGCAGGGGGAGCUGUUUAACCCCUGCCGCAGCCAUAACUGUAAACACGGGCGCUGCCAGAUCUCUGAUACAGGAGAGGCCUACUGCCACUGUGAGGCCGGUUACACCGGAGAGCUCUGUGAUGCAGACCAAGAGGUAAUCCAGCCUAAACCAACUACAGAGUCAGAGUGUCGAGGGGAGCCUGUGAGGGACUUCUACCAGGUGCAGCGUGGGUACACCAUCUGUCAGACCACACGCAUGGUCUCCUGGGUAGAGUGCUCCGGCGCCUGCGACACGGGUGCCUGCUGUGCCAGCCAGCGAAUGAGACGCCGGAAAUACACCUUUGAGUGCAGCGAUGGGACCUCGUUCAGCGAGGAAGUGGAGAAGACCAUCAAGUGUGGCUGCGUGGGCUGCAUGUAGCACGCUUCACACAAACCUGCUACCGCCACCACCGAGCGCACCAGAGGGAGAGCGAGAAAGCGAGAGAGAGAGAGAGAGAGAGAGAGAGAGAGAGAGAGAGAGAGAGAGAACCGGAGAGGAGGAAGAAGUAAGAGAACAAGAGAGUAUAAAGAAAUAUAUAUAAAAACCUCUAUCUAUAUAUUAUGGACAACAAUGUUUGUAAAAUAGGACAUUUCCUCCCCUUCCAUGGCUGUGCGACAUACAGAAACACAGAGAAAACAAACAUCAACAACAACAACAACAUGGAGAAGUGUGAACAACAACAACAACCAAACCAUUGUAUCUGCAACAUUGUUUUGAAGGGUUCUAGAGAUGCAAAGGUGUUGCGUUCAGAGCCAGACAUCAACCCUCAUACACACCUGGUCUAAACCGUUGGCCCCUUGGCUCAUCCAUCCAUCCAUCAACCCUCA
Molecule: messenger RNA, 2789 nt
Organism: Salvelinus sp. IW2-2015
Lineage: Eukaryota; Metazoa; Chordata; Actinopteri; Salmoniformes; Salmonidae
Source: RefSeq, a predicted model, not a curated record